UGCAGGGAUGGAACGUAAGUCUAAGAAAAUUGAGGUUGUGGUGGCAGCUGCAGAGAGGUAUUUGGGUGUGCGAAACCUGACAUCAGAAGAGUUGCUGCUGCUCAGCAAAACAAUAACGAGGAGCCUGGCCUCAACGGGUCAUGGGUGGAGCUGGAGAUGAAUGGAAACAACGGCAACCAGGCCCUGCUGCCAAACUCCACCACACCGUCUCCUGCCCCUGGGAACGGGAAUGAGGGGCAGAGUCAGGCCCCUCAGGCCCUGGAGGUGGUGCCAGAGGAGGUGGAGGAGAGUCUGACAGGGGUGCUGGAGCGUGUGCCCUCAUCCUCCUCUAUCCACAAUGGAGACAUGGAGAAGAUCCUGCUGGACGCCCAGCACGAGCCCAGCCAGAGCAGCUCCUCCUGCGACAGUCCUCACCGACCUCCCAGUCCGGAUCAGGAUGACGGCCAAAUCACCUUUGAUGUGGAGAUGUCCAGUCGGAGAGGGAGUCAGUCGGAGGAGGAAGGCCCAGAGAAAGACCGAGAAGAUGAUAUCCUGAUGAACAAGGGUGCAGACUGGGUUGCAGAUUGGUCCAGUCGGCCCGAAAAUGUUCCACCCAAGGUGUUCCACUUCCGGCACCCCAGACGCUCAGUAUCCCUCAGCAUGAGAAAUAGUGGAGCCAUGAAGAAAGGGGGUGUCUUCUCUGCUGACUUCCUCAAAGUCUUCAUCCCUUCCUUACUCCUAUCUCACAUCCUUGCCCUCGGCAUCGGGGUCUGCAUUGGGAAGAGACUCACCACGUCUUCCACCAGCUCUUUCUAAACCCAGUGCCUGGAAGUUGCAUCAAAAUGAUCCUAUUGACUACUUGUUACAAUGUCUUCAUGUGCUAUAAUGCCCUCUUUUCCUCUGCAUCCAUUGUAUGCCUCGCUAUCUCCUUUCAACUGUUUUUUUCCCCUUUAGUUAUUUGUACCACUUUAUCUUGACACUGACUCACCCCAGUAGCGUGCUUUUGGAGGGUUCAUAAUUCAUAAAUGAUUGGGAACC
Messenger RNA from Coregonus clupeaformis (lake whitefish), 1017 nucleotides. Its product is annotated as BCL2/adenovirus E1B 19 kDa protein-interacting protein 3-like. The record is from RefSeq and is a predicted model, not a curated record. Gene Ontology annotation, biological process: mitochondrial outer membrane permeabilization; positive regulation of apoptotic process; defense response to virus. Lineage: Eukaryota; Metazoa; Chordata; Actinopteri; Salmoniformes; Salmonidae. The transcript is spliced from 2 exons. Bases 157 to 795 code for a protein of 212 amino acids. Gene Ontology annotation, cellular component: mitochondrial outer membrane; mitochondrial envelope; nucleus.